Oncorhynchus masou masou (cherry salmon) is the source of this 3014-nucleotide messenger RNA. Its product is annotated as CD276 antigen-like. Gene Ontology annotation, cellular component: external side of plasma membrane. The record is from RefSeq and is a predicted model, not a curated record. The transcript is spliced from 7 exons. Gene Ontology annotation, molecular function: signaling receptor binding. Gene Ontology annotation, biological process: regulation of cytokine production; T cell receptor signaling pathway. Bases 263 to 1153 code for a protein of 296 amino acids. Lineage: Eukaryota; Metazoa; Chordata; Actinopteri; Salmoniformes; Salmonidae.
CGAUGCUCUGCCACUUCUCAGAAUGGUGCUCGGUUGCAAAUUGAGCAGUCAGUUGACUACAUUUUUUUUUACACCAUUUCAGCAGCUCAAAAGAUUUGAGUCUGAUCCAAAAUCAAAAAGCCUGGUCUUGGUGACAUCCCUGGAGGAGAGGGGUGUGGCUCAUUCAUUGCAGUGCUAUAUCAUCACCAAAGAUCAUUCGCUGUCUGCCAGUCUGUUCAAUCAGGACACAGGAUUAUAAUCUGCAAAGGCUUCAGUCUGCUGAAUGGUCUGCAUUCAUCUCAAAAUGGCUGUUGGGAUUGUCUUAGCUGUUCUGCUGUAUGUUAUUUCAGUAGUUUCAUCAACACACCCAAAGGAGCAAACCGUCGUUGGAAUCAUCGGACAGCCCGUCCUUCUUCCCUGUGACCGCUCCACAUUGGCAACUCCCAACUACCCAACAAAAACCCGAAUAUAUUGGCAAGAUUUAACCCCCAGAGUGCUGCAUGUUUUCAAAGAUGGAAACGAGGAGUAUGUACACCAAAACAGUUGGUACAAAAACAGGACAUCAAUUAACACAGAUCAGUUGGCUUCUGGAAAUCUGUCACUCCUGCUCAACCCAGUUAAUGUCCGAGACAAUCUCCUGACCUGCAAGGUUAUUCUAAUAAUCAAUGACGUCGAUUCUCAAGAGUGCCAAAUCACUGUCAAUGUAGCAGCAAGUUACCAAAAGCCCACAUUAAACUUCAAAGACAUGACGCUUGUGUGCACCACCCACGGAGGCUUCCCUGAACACCAGGUGACAUGGAGGACCCAUAACCGUACUCUGGAGCGUCACGAGGCUGUCACCAAGACGACCCAGGAUCCUGUAACAGGAAACUACAACAUCAGCAGCCGAGUGAAUGUGACAGAGGGACAGAAUCUAACCUGCAGUAUCUACAACCCCAUCCUCAAUGAGACCCAGAGUAACUUUAUCGUCAUACCAACCUCCAAAGAGGAAAACAAUUUUCUGAAAUGUUUCCUGGCGGUAGUUUGUCCAUUGGUCGUAUUGGUGGCUGCCGUCAUUCUCUGUGUAAGAUACCCCAACCUCAGGAAGUCAUGGAGGAAGAUGAUCCAUUGCUGUCCUGAACCUGAAAACACUGCACAAGAAGCAGAAAUUGCAGAAUUGAAUCCACAACAGUAGAAAUCAAGUCCCAACCUUCUCCAGUGGUGAGGAAGACAAGUUACUGCGUUGUCCAUACUGCUGGACAACAUGAGGACAUUGGCCAAAAUACUGAGAGCCACACUGCUACCAGUAAUCUUGCAUGGAAGCUGAUAUGUGAUGCUAGUGAUCUAUGUCCAAUAUCCAGUGUUUAGGUCCAGGUGUUUAUACAAAAUUAUUGACUUAACGUAAGGAGAGAUCAAAUUGAGACGCUAAGAUAUAUGAAACACUUGAAGAAAAGAACCCAGACACAGAUAUAUUCAAUAUCAACUGUAGACACGAAAGGUGUUGUGUAACAGUGAACCUGUCACUGAACCUGAAUGUGUUGUGUUAUAAUGAAAAUGUUCUUGUCAUGUGUUUUAGUAUUGUCUAUGUGUCCCAACAUCUCACAGACAAUGAAGAAAGAAACAAUCAAACCUCAUUCAGACUUAGACAGGUAUGGAUAGAGAUCACAGGAGGUUGGUGGCACCUUAAUUGGGGAGGACGGCCUCGUGGUAAUGGCCGGAGCGAAAUCAGUGGAAUGGUAUCAAAUACGUAAAACAUAUGGUUUGAUGCCAUUCCAUUCACUCCGUUCCAGACAUCAUUAUGAGCCGUCCUCCCCUCAACAGCCUCCACUGAUAGAGAUUCAGGUUCUUUCUGCAUCUAACUUGCAGGUCUGCCGUUCAUCGCGGUAGUGAAUGUCAUGUCUCACCGUAUUUUUAUGGCUGAGUGAAUGUCAUGUCUCAUUGAUGGAAGAUGUUACAGUGCCUAUAGAAAGUUGACACUCCCCUAUGAAUGUUUUUCACAUUCCGUUGCUUUACAAAGCCUGCUCGCCUCUACAGGAUUGGUGGGUCCCCCUCGGAGACGGUUGAGCUAACGUAGGCUAAUGUGAUUAGCAUGAGGUUGUAAGUAACAAGAACGUUUCCCAGGACAUAGACAUAUCUGAUAUUGUCAGAAAGCUUAAAUUCUUGUUUAAUCUAACUGCGCUAUCGAAUUACAAAGCCUGCUAGCUAAAAACGUUACCUCACAAUGACAGAUAAACGAUUAUAGAAUAUAACUGUGAACUACAGAGCGUGGGUCGCUUGGGGGUUACCCUACGGUAGCCCCAGUUAGAUCAGGCUACUCAAUGUGUUUUAUAGAGUUUUUAUUUGUUUUUUCUUUUUCUUUUUGGAGGGGUUUACAGGAACAAUAUAUAUGUCAAUGAACAUAUUCUGUGUGUAUAACAUGUACCUGUGGGCUGUCACCCAAAAGAAAAACUGAAGAAAUACAUACAGAGAAAUGAUCAUAUUGACCAAGAAAAUAUUUUGUAGAAGUAUAAUUCAUAUGUAAAUAAACAAAACCUGUAUACCUAUUUCUGCCCAUUCCACCCACCACUUACCUCCUAAGCCCCUCCCCCCCUCUACUAGCCCCUGAACAUCCAAGGUUGCUUGUCAACUGAGGAUGUUUUUACACCCACCCCUCCCCCAGAGAAACCCCUUGCCACACCACCCCUUCCACACACCCCUUCCACAUGGGCCUGAAAGCAAAGAUAGUAUCAUGCCGAAUAGCCACCACUAGUCAGCCCCCCCCCCCAAUAGCCACAGUUGAUAAUAUGUUUAUGUUUUAUUUAAAUUAUUACUUGUAUUGUUUUGGUGGCAGGUAGCCUAGUGAUCAGAGCAGUGGCUCGGAUCCCCGAGCUGACAAAUUGAAAAACUGUCGUUCUACCCCUGAACAAGUUCACUGUUCCUAGGCCGUCAUUGAAAAUAUGAAUUUAUUCUUAACUGACUUGCCUAGUAAAAUAAAUUCUUCGAGGUCCGAGUUUAAUAUUUAAACUGUACCCUGUAGUUACAUCUGUACAUCUGACUAAUAAACUUUGAUAUUUUUA